This is a messenger RNA of Nylanderia fulva, 2361 nucleotides long. The record is from RefSeq and is a predicted model, not a curated record. Lineage: Eukaryota; Metazoa; Arthropoda; Insecta; Hymenoptera; Formicidae.
GGUGGUUUGUGGCAACACAACUCAGGGCAAUUGGGGCGCGACAAUUGUUUCCAUGCUGGGACGAGCCUGCAUUUAAGGCUACGUUUAAUAUUAGUGUUAGACAUCAUAAGUCGUAUUAUGUUUGGUCAACUAUGCCGAUACGAAAAAAAACUGCCGAUACAAAAGACGUGGUGUGGACUCACUUCAAAAUCACUUGUUUAAUGCCUACUUAUCUCAUAUCGGUUUUACUAUAUGAUACGCAUUCGUUCCCGAUUAAUGACUAUGACAAAGUGUACGAUACAAUAUUUCAUAUAAACACAUAUUUUGCAAGAAGAAUCAUUAUAAAUGUUACAAGACGCUUCGAAAUCGAAUGGAUGGCAUAUUCUCAGAACCUUUCAUUAACAAAUCAUCAUAUAAUGCCCGCGGGUCCUCAGCAUAAUAGCAUGAGACAAAUUAUUUAUAGAAUAUCAAAUGUUAUCUAUGUUAAAGAGUUAGAUCCUGUUUCGAUUAAAAUAAGAUCAGCGUGUUUAAUAGCGCACGAAGUGGCACGUCAAUGGAUUAAUAAUCUGGUUAGCCCAUCCUCGUGGUCUGAUUUUUGGUUAAACGAUGGUAUUGCUAGGCUGUUAGGAAUGGAUAUGAUCAACAAGAUUUUUCAAGAUGCAAAUUACACAAGUAUAUUAGAUCUGUUUGCAGUACAAAGUAAAUUAGAAUCUCUUCAGUUGGAUCAUUAUCUUUUGGGUAUUAUGGAUCCUCUUAUACCAAAAAUCAACAAAACCUCGGAAAUUGAAUCACUUUUCUCUUUUUCUUAUUACAUCAAAGCACCUGUUAUAUUGCGUAUUUUACGACAGCAUCUCUCGGCUGAAGUGUACCUACAUGGUAUUGAGAUAUUUCUCAAUGAACAUAUGUUUAGUUCAGUAACUAUUGAUGAUUUCUGGGGUGCUAUGCAAGCUGCUCUAAAUACAGCUAAACUGCGCAAUAGAUUUCAUGUAAAAUGGAUGAUGAAUACUUGGACAAAUCAAAAACAUUAUCCUAUACUGAAAGUUGAAUACUCUAACUGUACAUCUUUGAGAAUAUCGAUAGAAAAUUUUUACCAGUUGGUUAACGAUGGCUGGUUAUUACCUAUUAUUAUAAUUAGUAUAAAAUGGAAAGAAAAUAUUAUAAUAUCAAUUAAAAGACGUUAUACCUACAAUAAAGUACAAGAUGAUAUACCAUACAUAGAAAUUGAUGGAUUUUGUAAAAAGGAUGAAUUGUUAAUAAUUGACUUACAACAAGGAUAUUAUCGUGUCAAUUACGAACCUCAUAACUGGCGAAACAUUGCUAGAUAUUUGAACUCUGGAAACUAUUUAGAAAUAGAUGUUCAUAAUCGUGCACAAAUCAUCGAUGACGCGUUUUAUUUCUUUUCGAUGCAACAACUCGAUAUGUAUUCAUUUUUACAACUUAUAAAAUUCUUAUCGCAAGAGACAAAUUAUGUGGUAUGGUAUCCUAUGAUCAAAGCUCUUGAAAGUAUGUCAAAAUCCUUUCCAAUUUACAAUUCAGAGGAAAAAACCAAAUUCGUCCAUUUAGGCUAUUUCAAGGAAAAAAUAUUGAAAAUAUUGAAUAAUGUUCUUGAACGCAUUGGAUACGAAGAAGAAGAUUCUGAAGAAGACGAUCUUAUUAAAUGUUUAAGACAAGAAGUCGUCAAAUGGGCAUGUACUCUCGAGGACUUCGAAUGCCUACAAAAGGCGAAAUAUGAUUUAGAAGAUCAUUUCUUCCGACAUAAACGAAUUUUAGCGUGGUGGACGGAAUGGACAUACUGUAAAGGUAUACAGACAGAGACAACUUUAACUGGUGUUUGGAAGAUAGUACUUCAAGAAUGGAUAGUAACCUCUAAUAAUAGAAUUUGGGAAUUUCUAACUUGCAUUACACAUCCUAAUUCUAUUAAAGAGUAUUUGAACGAUAAAUAUCUAGAAGUACUUUUUUCUUGGAAAAAUGCAUCUUCAAAGUUUCGAAACAUUGAUCGUGUUAAUAGAUUUCUUUUCACAAUUACAAAGCAUGCUAAGAACAGUGAAAUACUUGAUUAUAUUUUAAAUAAUUUUGACAAAUUAAAACCCAGAGAAGUCAAUAUAAAUGCAGCAUUGAUCACUUUAAUUAAUAAUGUGUAUUCUGAGGUAUACUUGCAGAAGAUUAAAGCGUUUGUAGAAAAACGGAUUGCUGCUAAAUAUUUUUUACAAUGGACGUUGCUUAUUUCUGAGAAGAUACGUAAAGAGACGAAAAGUUGGGAAAUCAACAAAUUGAGUUUAUCUAUUACAAAAUACGAAAACGCGCCAGUGAAAUCCAUUCCUUUACAAUGACUAAUCGUUAAAUAAUUGUUCUAUAAAAUAUAUAUGUAGUAUAAAAUGUACU